Peromyscus eremicus (cactus mouse) is the source of this 5184-nucleotide messenger RNA. It is a transcript of the gene Tsc1, whose product is annotated as TSC complex subunit 1. The record is from RefSeq and is a predicted model, not a curated record. The transcript is spliced from 24 exons. Gene Ontology annotation, cellular component: TSC1-TSC2 complex. Gene Ontology annotation, biological process: negative regulation of cell population proliferation; regulation of cell cycle; negative regulation of TOR signaling. The coding region runs from base 380 to 3940 and encodes 1186 amino acids. NCBI's taxonomy places the organism in Eukaryota, Metazoa, Chordata, Mammalia, Rodentia, Cricetidae.
GUAGCUUUCGGUUUUAUUUUUCCAAGCCAGCUUGUAUAGCCAUAAGUGGAAUAUCUUGUCCCAUCUGGAGAUGCUGAUGAAUUCAGUCGUCUGGCAUUAAGCUCGGAGCGUAGGAGGGAUCCGGAUAGGGACUCUUUUUCAUAGCGGAGGCUUCCGCCGUUUGGGGACGCUUCACGCCAGGGGGAGGUGCUGUGCGUCCAAGAUGGCGGCGCCCUGUAGGCUGGAGGGACUGUGAGUGACGAUGAAAGACACCAGGCUGACAGCACUGGAAACUGAUGUACCAACUGUCCCCAGAGCAGUCUGGUAGUGGCCCUAAUGAAGAGCUGUUCAAGCCUUUAGCACAUGCCCUGGAGCCCGCACAGUGUAGUUGAGUGAGAGAAUGGCCCAGCUAGCCAACAUUGGGGAGCUACUCUCCAUGCUGGACUCUCCCACACUGGGUGUACGGGAUGACGUGACAACCAUCUUCAAGGAAUCCCUCAGUUCUGAACGUGGGCCUAUGCUUGUAAACACCUUGGUGGAUUAUUACCUGGAAACCAAUUCUCAGCCUGUAUUGCACAUCCUGACCACCUUGCAAGAGCCACAUGAUAAGCACCUCUUGGACAAAAUUAAUGAGUAUGUAGGCAAAGCUGCCACUCGUUUAUCCAUCCUCUUGUUGCUGGGGCAUGUCGUCAGACUACAGCCAUCUUGGAAGCAUAAGCUCUCUCAAGCACCUCUUCUGCCUUCUUUACUGAAAUGUCUCAAGAUGGACACUGAUGUUGUGGUCCUCACAACUGGUGUCUUGGUGUUGAUCACCAUGCUACCGAUGAUCCCGCAGUCAGGGAAGCAGCAUCUUCUUGAUUUUUUUGACAUCUUUGGCCGUCUCUCAUCAUGGUGCCUGAAGAAACCAGGCCAUGUGACAGAAGUCUACCUUGUCCAUCUCCAUGCCAGUGUUUAUGCCCUCUUUCAUCGCCUUUAUGGAAUGUACCCUUGUAACUUCGUCUCCUUCCUGCGCUCUCACUAUAGUAUGAAGGAAAACGUGGAGACUUUUGAAGAAGUUGUCAAGCCAAUGAUGGAGCAUGUGCGAAUUCAUCCGGAAUUAGUGACUGGAUCCAAGGACCAUGAACUGGACCCUCGAAGUCCACUGGCACUGGAGCUUCUGCCUGAUUCUCCUGUCUAUAGCUGCCAUCUUGCUGUAGGACUGCGGGGAUUACAGUGGAAGACAUUAGAAACUCACGAUGUUGUAAUAGAGUGUGCCAAAAUCUCUCUGGACCCUACAGAAGCCUCGUAUGAAGAUGGCUAUUCUGUGUCUCACCAGCUCUCUGUCUGCUUCUCUCACCGUUCAGCUGAUGUCACCGCCAGCCCUUAUGUGGACAUACAGAAUAGCUAUGGGGGCGCUACUUCCACCCCUUCCUCCACCUCUCGGCUGAUGUUGUUCAGUCCAGCUGGGCAGCUACCUCAGAGUCUGAGUUCCCCAUCAACAAGGCUGUUACCUGAGCCGCUGCAAGCUACUCUCUGGAGCCCAUCUGUGGUCUGUGGGAUGACCACUCCUCCUACGUCUCCUGGAAAUGUCCCACCUGAUUUGUCACACCCCUACAGUAAAGCCUUUGGUACCACUGGUGGAAAAGGAACUCCUUUGGGAACCCCAGCAACCUCUCCUCCACCAGCCCCACCCUGUCCUCCAGACGACUGUAUGCAUGGGCCAGCCUCGCAAGCCACAACCACACACCCCCGGAAGGAAGAAAGAACAGAUUCCUCAAGGCCUUCCCUGCAGAGACAGCAGUAUCUCCUGAAUGACCGAGGACUAGAGGACCCACCUGCAAGCAAAGGUUCCGUUACUCUGGGGAAUCUGUCAGAAUUCCUAGGUGACUUGGCUUCUGAGGAAGACAGUAUUGAGAAAGAUAAGGAAGAAGCUGCGAUAUCUAAAGAGCUUUCUGAGAUCACCACUGCAGAGGCGGAUCCUGUAGUUCCUCGAGGGGGCUUUGACUCUCCCUUCUACCGAGACAGUCUCUCUGGUUCUCAGCGGAAGACUCAUUCGACAGCCUCUGGGACUCAGGGCUCCAGCAUGAACCCUGAGCCUUUGCACUCCUCCCUGGACAAGCAUGGGCCUGACACACCAAAGCAAGCCUUUACCCCUAUAGACCCACCCUCUGGCAGCGCUGAUGCCAGCCCCGCUGGGGACAGGGAUCGCCAGACUUCUCUGGAAACCAGUAUCCUCACUCCUAGCCCUUGCAAAAUUCCACCUCAGAGGGGAGUGAGCUUUGGAAGUGGGCAGCCUCCCCCUUAUGAUCAUCUCUUUGAGGUGGCCUUGCCAAAGACUGCCUGUCACUUUGUCAGCAAGAAGACUGAGGAGCUGUUGAAGAAAGUGAAAGGAAACUCUGAGGAAGACUGUGUGCCCUCUACCUCCCCAAUGGAAGUACUGGACAGACUGAUAGAGCAGGGAGCAGACGCGCACAGCAAGGAGCUGAGCAAGUUGUCCUUACCCAGCAAAUCUGUUGACUGGACCCACUUUGGAGGCUCUCCUCCCUCAGAUGAGAUCCGCACUCUCCGAGACCAGUUGCUUCUCCUGCACAAUCAGCUGCUGUAUGAGAGGUUCAAGCGGCAGCAGCAUGCCCUCAGGAACAGAAGGCUCCUGCGCAAGGUGAUCAGAGCAGCGGCCCUGGAGGAGCACAACGCCGCAAUGAAAGAUCAGUUGAAGUUACAAGAGAAAGACAUCCAGUUGUGGAAGGUGAGUCUGCAGAAAGAACAAGCCCGAUACAGUCAGCUUCAAGAACAGCAUGACACCAUGGUGACCCAGCUGCACAGCCAGAUCAGGCAGCUGCAGCAUGACCGGGAAGAAUUCUACAACCAGAGCCAGGAGUUACAGACAAAGCUGGAGGACUGCAGGAACAUGAUUGCAGAGCUUCGGGUAGAGCUGAAGAAGGCCAACAACAAGGUGUGCCACACUGAGCUGCUGCUGAGCCAGGUUUCUCAGAAGCUCUCCAAUAGUGAGUCGGUGCAGCAGCAGAUGGAGUUCUUGAAUAGGCAGCUCCUGGUGCUCGGGGAGGUCAAUGAGCUGUACUUGGAGCAGCUGCAGAGCAAGCAUCCUGACACCACCAAGGAAGUAGAAAUGAUGAAAACUGCUUAUCGGAAAGAACUAGAAAAGAACAGAAGCCACCUUCUCCAGCAGAACCAGAGGCUGGAUGCCUCACAGAGGCGAGUGUUGGAACUGGAAUCUCUUCUAGCCAAGAAAGACCACCUUCUCCUAGAACAGAAGAAAUACCUUGAGGAUGUCAAGAGCCAGGCGAGUGGACAGCUGCUGGCCGCAGAGAGCAGGUAUGAGGCUCAGAGAAAGAUCACCCGGGUGUUGGAACUGGAGAUCCUAGACUUGUACGGCAGGUUGGAGAAAGAUGGCCGCCUACGGAAACUAGAAGAGGACAAAGCAGAAGCAGCAGAAGCAGCGGACGAGAGGCUUGACUGUUGUAGUGAUGGCUGCCCAGGUUCCUUGGUAGGGCAUAAUGAAGAGGCUUCUGGCCACAACGGUGAGACCAGGACCUCCAGGCCUAGUGGCACCCGGGCCAGCUGUGGAGGCAGAAGCACUGGAGGCAGCAGCAGCAGCAGCAGUGAGCUUUCCACUCCAGAGAAACCCCCGAGCCAGAGGUUCAGCAGCCGGUGGGAAACCGCUGUGGGUGAGCCCUCCAGCAGCAUCCCCACGACUGUUGGCUCACUUCCCAGUUCCAAAAGCUUCUUGGGCAUGAAGGCCCGGGAGCUGUUCCGUAAUAAGAGUGAGAGCCAGUGUGAUGAAGACGGUGUGACCAACAGUAGCCUUUCUGAGACCCUAAAGACGGAACUGGGCAAAGACUCAGGUGUGGAAAGCAAGAGUCCUUUGAAUCUAGAUGCCUCACAUCCAUCUUCCCCAAACUCGGACAGUGUGGGGCAGCUCCACAUCAUGGACUACAAUGAGACUCACCACGAGCACAGCUGAGGGGGUCUGUCAGUGUUAAUUUGCGUCUUUGUCAACACAGAACAGGAGGUGUGAAUGCACGUUCUAGGCUUUUCUGUUUCCAGGGUCUGAGCGGCUGCUUGUGCAGUGGGAAUGGGAUAGAGGUCCUUUUGACAGCAGGCAGAAUAUGGGAUGAUGGUUUUUGGGUCUGGCAUUGAGAUGCUUUCCUUCACCCCACCCCAGCCUCUUUCAUUUACCUAGCAGUAUGUACUAAUUGAGGGCCUGUGUGUGUCCCUUGUGGCUUUAUUUUCUUCCUUCCUUCCACCAAAUGGCUCUGUCCUUUGAACCUGUGCAAUAUGAGGCCAAAUUUCAUCUUUGGGUCCAACACACCACUCUGCUUCCUGAGGUGCAGAUAGAUGGGUGGCUCUUGGGUAGACCAGGUAGUUAGUGGCACUGCAGGUAAGUCCAGUUUUGUCCCUUCCAGGAGGGUGUAGAAAGUUGACUGUCUUUACAGGAGCGUUUUCACUUCUUUUUGGUUCUGAAGUUCAGCAUCUAAAACCACAGAUCUAGAGAAAUGGGUUCAUUCACCUCUGCCUUCUUUUGGCAGCUCUGAUACGCUUCCUAGAAGGUCUGUGAGCAUACCAGUUGUUUUGAUAGUGUAGUUGGUGCUGUGGAGGCCAUACUGCCUUACUCUCUGGAAAGCUCUUAUCCCUCCCCCACUACCUCUUAUUUAUUUGGUAUUUGCUUGAAUGCUGGCACCAUGCUGCCUGUGGGUGUGUGUAGGUGGUCGUCCUGUAAUCUGCAGACUGCAGGGAGUAGGCACUGGGAGGGGCACCCAGGAUGCCCAUACACGUGUGGAACCAUGUCUCUGGCUGGCCCCGUCCAACUGAGCCACGGUUCCAUCCUUCAUUCUGUUUGCCUCUCCUUGUCCAUGUGCUCAUUACCAGCUGCUUGGUGAUUCUGCAGCAGACGGGCUUGGAAGAGUCAGAAUUUCCUUAGAGUUUAUGUGACGAUUGUUCUCGGGCUGGGGAUGCCUCCCCAUAGUAGGUUCUAGCAGCUUUUUACACCAAUUCUGACUUUGCAGGAGAGACUUCCCCUGGAGCUUCAUGUCAAACACUUCUGUUAGGAACAGCAGAGCAACUCAGAGUCUGGGAGGGUUGAUGGAGGCUGGUGGCCUGUACCACUGCCUGCCCUCAUGCUCACAAGAGGUGACAUUGAUCAGAACAUGGUGGUGGCAGAGAGCCCAAACUCGACCAAUGCUCCUGAAAUAAAUGCUGGAAGUAUAA